Molecule: messenger RNA, 4212 nt
Organism: Megachile rotundata (alfalfa leafcutting bee)
Lineage: Eukaryota; Metazoa; Arthropoda; Insecta; Hymenoptera; Megachilidae
Gene: ClC-c
Product: chloride channel protein 3
Biological process (GO): transmembrane transport; chloride transport
Cellular component (GO): early endosome; Golgi apparatus; synaptic vesicle
Molecular function (GO): voltage-gated chloride channel activity
Source: RefSeq, a predicted model, not a curated record
GAGAGAGAAAAAAUGCUUUGACAAGUCUUCUUGUUCAGUCCGAUUCUUUGAGUUUCUCCGUGACGGAAAGAGGUAUUCGUAAUUUAGGAAAGUAUAUAAGUGAUAUGAUUCGAUAUUGAAGUAAUAAAUAAGCAAAAGAAGAUUCAUGACUAAGAAACUGAAAAGUGUAUUAUCCAAAAAGAUGGUUACGAUAUCAUGGAGAAAUUUCCAUUAAAAGGUACAAUAUUGUCAAAUAAUACAAUUCCACAGAAUCAUCAACAUAAUUUAACUACAUAUCAGUCAGUCAACGCAAAGGGAGAAAAUUCAGAUGAUGUAUACUUUGUAGAGGAUGUACGAUCACGAAAACGAAUUAUUGGUCGUGAUAAUAACUUGAGUAGUGACGACGACAUGCUGGAGGUUAAUAAUAUAGGUACACAUCAAGGAGAGAAUACUGUUCUUUCCGAACAUUGUAUUCGUAUUGACGAUGCUUCCUCUCAUAUUUCAGUUGAUUCCGAUGAUAUACCUGGUAUUGGACAGUACGAUGAUUUUCACACAAUCGACUGGCAGCGGGAUAUUGCCCGGGAUAGAAUGCGUCAUCGAUAUAUCGUGAAGAAGAAACAUGAUUCUAUUUGGGGUUUGAUUAAGGGGGCCCAUGAUGCAUGGUCUGGAUGGUUGUGUGUUUUAUUAGUUGGUCUCUGUACAGGAGUGGCAGCAGGUAUCAUAGAUAUAGGGGCUUCCUGGAUGACUGAUUUAAAGUUUGGCAUAUGUCCACAAGCAUUUUGGUUAGAUAAAGAACAAUGUUGUUGGAGUUAUAACGAAACAACUUUUGAUGGUGGUAAUUGUCCUCAGUGGUGGACAUGGCCAGAAGUAUUUAACCAGUCUAAGGAUGGCGCAGGACCUUAUAUGAUUUCUUACAUGUUUUACAUAGCUUGGGCUCUUUUAUUCGCCUCCCUUUCAGCUUCGUUAGUAAGAAUGUUUGCCCCAUAUGCAUGUGGCUCUGGUAUUCCUGAGAUAAAGACUAUUCUAAGUGGAUUCAUUAUUCGUGGAUAUUUGGGAAAGUGGACGCUAAUAAUUAAAUCAGUAGGUUUAAUUCUAUCAGUCUCGGCAGGAUUAAAUUUGGGCAAGGAAGGACCAAUGGUUCAUAUAGCUUGCUGCAUAGGAAAUAUAUUUUCGUAUCUUUUCCCAAAAUACGGUAGAAACGAGGCAAAGAAAAGAGAGAUUUUGUCAGCAGCGGCUGCCGCAGGAGUUUCAGUUGCUUUUGGCGCUCCUAUUGGAGGUGUUCUUUUUAGUUUGGAAGAGGUGAGCUACUAUUUUCCUUUGAAAACAUUGUGGCGAUCGUUCUUUUGCGCCUUGAUAGCCGCAUUUAUUCUACGAUCAAUAAAUCCAUUUGGCAACGAACAUUCGGUGCUCUUUUACGUCGAAUACAAUAAACCUUGGAUAUUUUUUGAAUUAAUACCCUUCGUUAUGCUUGGAAUUAUUGGUGGAGUGAUAGCUACCUUAUUUAUAAAAGCAAAUCUGUUUUGGUGUCGAUAUCGUAAAACUUCAAAAUUGGGUCAGUAUCCAGUUACCGAAGUUUUAAUAGUGACAGUUGCAACUGCCGUUAUUGGUUACCCAAAUCCGUAUACGCGAAUGAGUACAAGUCAACUAAUUUAUUUAUUAUUUAGUCAAUGCGGAGUAUCAAACGCCGACAUUUUAUGUGAUUAUAAUAGAAAUUUUACUGCUGCGCAAUCGGCAAUUGAGAUAGCAGCAGCUGGUCCUGGAGUCUACAAGGCGAUAUGGCUUCUCGUAUUGGCGCUGAUUCUGAAACUCGUCAUGACAAUAUUCACAUUUGGUAUGAAAGUACCUUGCGGAUUAUUUAUCCCGUCGCUUUGUUUGGGAGCGAUAAUGGGUCGUAUCGUCGGCAUUGGAAUGGAACAACUUGCGUAUAAUUAUCCACAUAUUUGGAUGUUCAGCGAAGAAUGUUCAACCGGUGUCGAUUGUAUAACUCCUGGAUUAUAUGCAAUGGUUGGUGCUGCGGCUGUUCUUGGUGGUGUUACUAGAAUGACUGUUUCUCUCGUCGUGAUAAUGUUUGAGUUAACCGGAGGUGUACGAUACAUUGUGCCUUUAAUGGCAGCCGCUAUGGCAAGUAAAUGGGUGGGCGAUGCUCUUGGAAAGCAAGGUAUUUACGAUGCUCACAUUGGUUUGAACGGGUAUCCGUUUCUUGACAGCAAAGACGAGUUUCAGCAUACGACUCUUGCGGCCGACGUCAUGCAACCCAAACGUAACGAGGCACUUCACGUGCUUACUCAAGACUCAAUGACGGUCGAAGAUGUCGAAAAUUUGUUGAAGGAAACAGAGCAUAAUGGUUUCCCCGUGAUAGUCUCCAAGGAAUCACAGUAUCUUGUUGGUUUUGUUUUACGAAGAGAUCUAAAUCUUGCAAUCGCAAAUGCCAAACGUAUGACGGACGAGAUAACUGGACAAUCAUUAGUUAUAUUCACGAACGGAAAUAAUAUUCAAAGUCAUUCUCCCCCGCCACUUAAGUUGAAGAAAAUUCUUGACAUGGCACCGAUAACAAUAACGGAUCAAACGCCUAUGGAAACCGUUGUUGAUAUGUUUAGAAAGCUAGGUUUAAGACAGACACUUGUUACACAUAACGGCCGGCUGCUAGGAGUUAUCACGAAGAAGGACGUAUUAAGACACGUGAAACAACUUGACAACGAAGAUCCUAAUUCUGUAUUGUUUAAUUGAAAUGUAUAUAAAGAGAGUAUAUAUGAGAAAUAAGAUAUUUUAUAAUAUGCAGUAUCAAUCGAUGAAUUAGUUAUAAUAUGUUAAUAAUAUGGUUUUUGAUAUGUUCAUUUAAACUAUCAAAAAUUUAUUUUAAAUAACGAAUAGAAUGAUGAAAUAAAUGAAUGAAGCAUUUUUAACUUCAGUAUAUUACAUGAAUUUCUGUAUAUUUCAUUGCUUCAAAUUGAUAUUAUAUAUUAUAUGUUCAAGAGAAAUAUUUUAUAUAAAACAAAAUGUCACUCGAAUAAUUUUCAGUUUUCUAUAAUUUCAAACACAUUCAACUAUCACUGCUAUUCAAUGUGACUUUUGUAAAAUACCGGAUCUUACUAAAUUAGUAUACAAGAUACCACGUAAUAUAUACUUUACUGUAUAGAUGAAGAACGAACCAAAAUUCUUAUACACACGUAUAAGACUACACAUGCAUAUGUAUAAAACGUAUUACAUAAACAUCACGUAGUACAUUAUGUUAGAUAUGGCUGAAAUUGCUUUGCAACAACGCCGAUGAUUGAAAGUUUUUAAAAUUUUUAAACUGUUUCGUCUCUGAACAAUUGAGAUUAUGUUAAUUUUAUUUUUUUUUUAACGAUAGUAUGUAUUUAAAUAUUCAGUACACUAUAUCUGCAACUGUAAGCAUGUUAAACGUUAUUGUAAUUUAUACAUUUCCGAUCAAAAAUAACAAUUAUUUUCUUUAGAGUAAAGAGAUAAGUGAGAAAAUGAUAGAAAAAUUUAUUACGGUCCCAUUAACACAUUUUUGUUGGUAAAGCUGAUAUAUGAACUUAUGAGUAAUUAAGUAUAUACGUAGAUUUUGUCUUUAUAAGUAGGGUAAACUAUACAAUGAUUGGCACCUUAAAUUUCAUUUUAAAGGGUCAGAUUCAUUUGGCGAAUUUGUACAUUAAACAAGCGUGAAAAUUGAUUCAUAAAGAUAGUAGAAUAAAAUAAGGUAGUUAUUUAAAUUAAUGAUAUUUAAUUAUGGAAAUAUUCUAAAAACGAUAGAAAAUUAUGGUAAAAUAUAAUUAUUGACACACUUGGUACUGAUUAAAAUUGUGUGUACCAAUAACUGAUACAUAUUAAUUUUGUAUUAAUUUAAUGGAGUAUGAAAUCUUAUACAAAUGUCUGAAUUAUGACCCAUUGCACUUUUCUAGAUUUUGGCAAUUGACAAGCAUGAAUUUAUAAGCAUAUGACAUUAAAGAAUAAAUACAUAUGCGAAAAAAAUGGUGUUCAACAUGUAAUUCUUAUGAAUCCUUAUGCUAAUGCAGUGCCAAAAUUAGUACAGCUUACCCUAUAUGCCAAAAGUUUAUAUUUAUGAUAGAUAAUGUUGAUUCCCAAUAUACAUAUGUAUAUACAGUAUACAAAGAAAUACAUACAUGUACGAAGCUUGCAAGCUUGAGAUUACACACCUAUUUCAUAACGUGUAUGAAUGUUAAAAUAAAUGUUAUGUAUAUUGAAAUCUUAUAAAAGAGCAAUAAUACUAAA